GUUUACGGCGGCUGCAAGAGCAUGUUUGGCGGCGUCUAGGUCUAGGAGCGUGGUGUUGUUCAUUUCGUUUUGGGCAGAACCUCCCUCAGCCUCAACUAGGCCAGUUAGGUAGUAUGGCCCCACAUGCGAUUGGAGAGAAAGACGCAGCCUAUAGAAGACUUGCAUUGCAGCAUGGACAUAACCACAAGCGAGAUCUCGUUGAAAUACGAGCUGUGUGCUGCGCGGGGGCGGCUCCGCCACGUAGAUACCUAGCGAUG
Molecule: messenger RNA, 257 nt
Organism: Scutellospora calospora
Lineage: Eukaryota; Fungi; Glomeromycota; Glomeromycetes; Diversisporales; Gigasporaceae
Source: the annotation of a GenBank genome assembly